Arachis stenosperma is the source of this 1494-nucleotide messenger RNA. RefSeq lists its product as uncharacterized. NCBI's taxonomy places the organism in Eukaryota, Viridiplantae, Streptophyta, Magnoliopsida, Fabales, Fabaceae. The transcript is spliced from 6 exons. Bases 1 to 1494 code for a protein of 497 amino acids. The record is from RefSeq and is a predicted model, not a curated record.
AUGGAUAACAGUAGCGAUGUUCCAGCACGUGUUCAGAUGUCAGGUUCUAAAAAAAAUAAAAAACACUUGUCAAUUAAAGUACAAAAGACUGGUAAUAAAAAGGUGAUUAGUGAACACAAAACUAAGUUUUCACACUCUAAGCCUACAAAAUCACGAGCUCCAGUUCCUUCACAUGUAUCUAAAAAGCCUUCAGCAUUACCACCCUCUUCUUCCCAGCCACCACAAAAAUUCAAGAGAAAUUUACUAUCUUCCCAUGCCGAUCAUACACCAUCACCAUCACCAUCACCAGCUGAAUCACCAUACUGUUCACCUGUCCAACCUCAGUCAUUUGAUAAUGCUCCUAAUAAUGAACGAAAUUUACAUCAUGCUCACUCAUCGGAUAAAAAUCAUCACGAUGAAUCUCUUGCUCAAGAAGGUGAACUUGUCACUCAAGAAGGGCUCUUGAAAAUAGAGCCUUUUGGCAAUGAGUUUAAUCCAUGUACUGCUGUUCGUCAUGUAACAAAUGCCAUUAAAAGCAAAUUUUCAGAAUUCUGCCCUUCCUGGAGACAUGCUAGUGAGCAAAUGCGAGAUUUGUGGUUUACUGAAUUUAAAAAAAAUUGUAUGUGGGAACCUCAACACAAUGCAAGAAUUCGUCAAAUUUUUGAGAUUAAAGGGAGUGAUCGAUUAAGAUCAUUGAUGAAUCAGGAGAGACGCAAUUAUUCAAAAGACCCUAACCAUGUACCAAAAUAUAUUCCUGAACCCGUUUGGCGUCAACUAUUACAUUAUUUUGCUACAGAUUCGAAAUUUAAGAACUGGUCAGCAGCAAAUACUGUGAAUCGAGCAUCAAAUGAUGGAAGUUCCAUGCAUACUGGUGGUUCCAUAUCUAUGGGUGAACAUGCACGCAGAAUGGAGAAAGCUACGGGAGUAAAACCUUCUCUAGAGGAGGUUUAUACUAAAUGCCACACCAAAAAAGACAAAAGUUGGAUUGAUGAAAGAUCUGAGAAAGUCAUUGGUGAAUUCAAAAAGCGAAAGACAGAACUUUCUCAAGUAACUUUAUCCUUGGAUAAUGAGGAAGAUGUUGAGGCAUCUAAGGAAAGCCUAGAUAUACCAGAUGAUUAUACUGUUUGGAAUGAAGUUGUGACAAAGGGAAAAAAGAAAGCUGCUUUUGGCUUAGGCUCUUUUGGUUUAGAUCUCUCUUCAAAGUUGGAUUCCAGAAAUUGUUCAGAGACAUCUAAAGACAAUCUAAAUAUUGAGCAAGAACUUCACAUGUGGAAAGAAAAAGCAAAGGAGCAAGAAAUGAUCAAUGAAGAGCAAAAGGUUAAGUUGAAAGAUGCUGAGCACAAGUUAAAAGAUCAAGGACGUCAACUAAAAGUUCAACAGAAAAGAAUUGGUUCUACUGAAAAGACAAUUCAUGCUUUGUAUAAAAAGUUGAAUCUCCCACUUCCUUCAACCUUGUCUGAUCCUACGGAAGAUGAGCUUUGGACAGGCUCUAGUGAUGAUAACAUGAGUGAUUGA